Messenger RNA from Chinchilla lanigera (long-tailed chinchilla), 2616 nucleotides. RefSeq names its product tetratricopeptide repeat domain 39A (gene Ttc39a). Gene Ontology annotation, molecular function: protein binding. NCBI's taxonomy places the organism in Eukaryota, Metazoa, Chordata, Mammalia, Rodentia, Chinchillidae. The record is from RefSeq and is a predicted model, not a curated record.
GACUCCUGUGACCAGCCUUCAUGAGGCCCUGGACCAGUGCAUGGUCGCCCUAGACCUCUUCCUCACCAACCAGUUCUCAGAAGCCCUCAGCUACCUCAAGCCCAGAACCAAGGAGAGCAUGUACCACUCGCUGACGUACGCCACCAUCCUCGAGAUGCAGGCCAUGAUGACCUUCGACCCCCAGGACAUCCUGCUCGCUGGCAACAUGAUGAAGGAAGCGCAGUCACUGUGUCAGAGGCACCGGAGGAAGUCUUCGGUGACAGACUCUUUCAGCAACCUGGUGCACCGCCCCACAAUGGACCAGUUCACGGAAGAGGAAAUCCAUGCCGAGGUCUGCUAUGCAGAGUGCCUGCUACAGAGAGCAGCGCUGACCUUCCUGCAGGACGAGAACAUGGUGAGCUUUAUCAAGGGCGGCAUCAAGGUCCGGAACAGCUACCAGACGUACAAGGAGCUGGACAGCCUCGUCCAGUCCUCACAUUACUGCAAGGGCGAGAGCCACCGGCACUUCGAAGGAGGGGUGAAGCUUGGUGUGGGAGCCUUCAACCUGACAUUGUCCAUGCUGCCUACUAGGAUCCUGCGGCUGCUGGAGUUUGUGGGGUUUUCAGGGAACAAGGACUACGGGCUGCUGCAGCUGGAGGAGGGUGCGACGGGCCACAGUUUCCGCGCAGUGCUCUGUGUCAUGCUGCUGCUCUGCUACCACACCUUCCUCACCUUCGUGCUCGGUACUGGGAAUGUCAACAUCGAGGAGGCGGAGAAGCUGUUGAAGCCCUACCUGAAUCGAUACCCCAAGGGCGCCAUCUUCCUGUUCUUCGCGGGGCGGAUUGAAGCCAUUAAAGGCAACAUUGAUGCGGCCGUCCGGCGGUUCGAGGAGUGCUGCGAGGCUCAGCAGCACUGGAAGCAGUUCCACCACAUGUGCUACUGGGAGCUGAUGUGGUGCUUCACCUACAAGGGCCAGUGGAAGAUGGCCUACUUCUACGCCGACCUGCUCAGCAAGGAGAACUCCUGGUCCAAGGCCACCUACAUCUACAUGAAGGCUGCCUACCUCAGCAUGUUUGGGAAGGAGGACUACAAGCCGUUCGGGGAUGACGAAGUGGAGUUGUUCAGAGCCGUGCCAGGCCUGAAGCUCAAGAUUGCUGGGAAAUCACUACCCACGGAGAAGUUUGCCAUUCGGAAGUCAAGGCGCUACCUAUCCCCCAACCCGGUCUCCCUGCCAAUCCCUGCUCUGGAAAUGAUGUACAUCUGGAACGGCUACGCUGUGAUCGGGAAGCAGCCGGAACUCACGGACGGGAUGCUCGAGAUCAUCACCAACGCUGAAGCGGUGCUGGCAAAGCGCCCAGAGAAUGAGUACUCCGCAGAUGACGAGUGCUUGGUGAAGCUGCUGAAAGGCCUGUGUCUGAAAUACCUGGGCCGGGUCCAGGAGGCCGAGGAGAAUUUCAGGAGCAUCGCUGCCAAUGAAAAGAAGAUUAAAUAUGACCACUACUUGAUCCCAAAUGCGCUACUGGAGCUGGCCCUUCUAUUUAUGGAACAAGGCAGAAACGGAGAGGCCAUCAAACUCCUGGAAUCUGCCAAGCAAAACUACAAGAAUUACUCCAUGGAGUCAAGGACGCAUUUUCGAAUCCAGGCAGCCACGCUCCAAGCCAAGUCUUCCUUAGAGAACGGCAGCAGAUCCAUAGUCUCCUCAGUGUCCUUGUAGCUUUGCGCAGCACUCCUGGGCUGGCCGAUGAGUAGACACUGGCAGAGCUCCUGGAAACAUUUCAAAAGAUCCCCCGCUCCCUGCCCUCCCUGUGGGGCCCGCCGGUGCUCCAGUGGGAUGGCUCCAGGACACCCGAGCAGAGGCAAAGCAGGCGUUUCACCAGGGUGGCCGCAGGCCUUUGCCAAGGGCAGAGCAGGUAGAGCCCUCUGUCUGCCCUGUCACACAUACGGGUACUUAUGGGUACUUGUUUUUCACUGUGAUGCGUAAGAGAAUGUAUGAACAGUUUACAUUUUCUCUAGAAAUACACUGAUUGGCUUAAAAAAAAAAAAAAACACCCAACAACCAAUGACCUGUAAAUCUUUGCUUUCACCCAUACUCAUCUGGAGGUGAAUCUUUUUACAUGAUGCCAAGGGCCAAAUUGCGUUUCAAACCUUAGCAAGGUCUCCACUUCUGAGGCGAGGAGGACCUGGGGAAGUUUUAAAGCUCCGCGGGUAGAUAAAGAGGUCGCAGACACCCACCAUCUUAUUUCUCAGAGCUCACCUCACUCCCUUCGUAACUUUCCAAUUUAAAAAACCAAGCAGAUGUUUUCAGUCACAUGAAACUUGAACCCAUCAGUAGAAAAAUCAUCUCUACGAAUAGAGACGGGAUGCCCAGGCCCGACAGCGAAGCUGCGCGGCCCUUCGUGUGCCAAAGCCGGCAACGCUGAGGGCAGCAGGGUCUCAGGAACCCGCAAGUCUGCUUCUUGCUCUACGCCAGACCGAAACCGCUGGGAAUCAUCUGCGAGACAUAAACACAUUCUCACUACACUCCACGGCACAUUUAUUUACUGUUUUUCUUAGAAACAGAAGUUAUUCUUGGCCUGUUUUAGAUUUCUCAGUUAAGAGGAAAGAGAUAGUAAUAAAAUUUAUACCCUUAAGAGAUCA